CAUUCAAGAUGGCGGAGGACAUUGUAAAGCAUUCAGUUCACACCCUUGUGUUUCGUUCUCUGAAGAGAAGUCAUGAUAUGUUUCUUCAUGAUAACGCUCUACCGCUGAAAAGGGAUCAAAAAAGUGAUGAAGUGAAAAGAUUAUGCAAAGUUCGUGAUGAAUAUUUUGUGGUGAAAGACUUGGUUCCUGCUAAAGAAAACACUGCAUCAAACAGAAAUCCAGCAACUGGAGAGUACCCAUCACAAGAAGUUUCAGAUGUGCCCCCAUUAAUACAAGGAUCACAUCCUUAUCCAUCAGCACCAAGUGUUGCACUGACUGCAGACACUGCAGCAAACAUAAGGUCCCCAUCGCAGGCUGGAGUUCAACAACUCAUGUCAGGUUUGCCACCUUCAGCAGCACAACUCCAAUCCCAGAAAGAAAGCCCAGGUGUUUUGGCCAUUCAACAGAAGGCUUCAGCCUCAGGUGGAAAGGAGAGACUUGGGCCUUCAUCUAAAGCAUUGGUUUCUGUUGGAGGAAACAAAUCAUCAACAGCAUUAAUUCAGCAAAAGAAAGCGGCAACCUUGCCCAAACCACAGUGGCAUCCACCAUGGAAACUCAUGAGGGUAAUCAGUGGCCAUACUGGUUGGGUAAGAUCAGUUGCUGUAGAGCCUGGUAACCAGUGGUUUGCUACAGGAUCUGCUGACAGGACAAUCAAGAUAUGGGAGCUUGGAAGUGGCAAACUUAAGUUAUCCCUAACUGGCCAUAUAAGUACUGUUAGGGGUUUGGCUGUGAGUCCAAGACAACCAUAUCUGUUUUCAUGUGGAGAGGACAAACAAGUCAAAUGCUGGGACUUGGAGUACAACAAGGUUGUGCGGCACUACCAUGGUCACCUGAGUGCUAUUUAUUCACUGGAUCUCCAUCCUACAAUUGAUGUGUUGUUCACUUGUGGUAGAGAUGCAACAACCAGGGUUUGGGACAUGAGAACCAAAGCCUGCAUACACACUCUGACAGGUCAUACAAGUACAGUAGCAGUUGUUAAAGCUCAGGCUGCAGAGCCUCAGGUUGUUACAGGAAGCCAUGACUGUACCAUUCGUCUGUGGGACUUGGCAGCUGGCAAGUCUAAAGUCACCCUUACUAAUCACAAGAAAAGUGUCAGAUCUGUAGUGUUACAUCCAACACAGUUUUCAUUUGCUUCAGCUUCUCCUGACAACAUCAAACAGUGGAAGUUCCCAGAUGGGAAUUUCCUUCAGAAUCUGAUUGGACACAACUCUAUAGUGAAUUGCAUGGCAGUUAACCCUGAUGGCGUCUUGGUUUCAGGAGGUGAUAAUGGAACGAUGCAUUUCUGGGAUUGGCGUACAGGUUAUAAUUUCCAGCGAUUACAGGCAGCUGUGCAACCUGGCUCUCUGGAUAGUGAGGCUGGUAUCUUUGCAAUGACCUUUGACUUGAGUAGCAGUCGACUCAUCACAUGUGAAGCUGAUAAAACAGUCAAGAUCUACAAAGAAGAUGACACAGCUAGUGAAGAAACCCAUCCUGUGAGUUGGAAACCUGAGAUAUUGAAGAGGAAACGAUACUAGACAACUGCACUCUCCAUUUUGAAAAAUAGAGAACUCUAGAUAUCAUAGCCCCUGUACCUUCAAAACUUAAAGUCUACUUUACUUUUGUCAAUAGUGGGAAGCUGCAAAGUUUGAAUCUGUACCACUCAAGGCCACUGUCAUAAUGUUAAUAAAAAUACUUUUUCUGAAAA
Messenger RNA from Pocillopora verrucosa, 1723 nucleotides. RefSeq names its product pleiotropic regulator 1-like. Lineage: Eukaryota; Metazoa; Cnidaria; Anthozoa; Scleractinia; Pocilloporidae. Gene Ontology annotation, biological process: mRNA splicing, via spliceosome. Gene Ontology annotation, molecular function: protein binding. The record is from RefSeq and is a predicted model, not a curated record. Gene Ontology annotation, cellular component: catalytic step 2 spliceosome; precatalytic spliceosome; Prp19 complex.